Molecule: messenger RNA, 1173 nt
Organism: Brassica oleracea var. oleracea
Lineage: Eukaryota; Viridiplantae; Streptophyta; Magnoliopsida; Brassicales; Brassicaceae
Product: xylem cysteine proteinase 1
Exons: 4
Coding region: 58-1128 (356 amino acids)
Cellular component (GO): lysosome
Molecular function (GO): cysteine-type endopeptidase activity
Source: RefSeq, a predicted model, not a curated record
UUUCAUAUCAUCUCUUCUCCCUCUUCCUCUUCUCUCAGUGAAACAGCUUUAGCUAUUAUGGCUUUCUCUACACCAUCAUCACUCGCCAAACUCUCUCUUUUGGUCGCCAUUUCAGCAUCAGCACUCCUCUGCUCUGCUCUCGCCCGUGACUUCUCCAUCAUUGGAUACACACCUGAGCAGUUGUCAUCCACUGAUAACCUCCUAGAGCUCUUUGAGUCAUGGAUGUCAGAGCACAGCAAGGCUUACCAGAGCGUGGAGGAGAAGGUCCACAGGUUCGAGGUGUUCAGGGACAACCUGAUGCAUAUAGACCAGAGGAACAACGAGAUCAGCGAAUACUGGCUCGGGUUGAACGAGUUUGCGGAUUUGACACAUGAAGAGUUCAAGAGGAAGUAUCUCGGACUCGCUAAGCCGCAGUUCUCUAGAAAGAGACAGCCCUCAGGUAACUUCAGGUACAGAGAUGUUACAGACUUGCCUAAGUCAGUUGACUGGAGGAAGAAAGGCGCUGUGACUCCUGUCAAGAACCAGGGCUCAUGUGGUAGUUGUUGGGCGUUUUCGACAGUUGCAGCUGUUGAGGGGAUCCACCAGAUCACAACAGGGAACCUGAGCUCGCUUUCGGAGCAAGAACUCAUAGACUGUGACACAACUUACAACAAUGGUUGCAAUGGAGGUCUCAUGGACUACGCGUUCCAGUACAUUAUUUCCACAGGUGGUCUCCACAAAGAAGACGAUUACCCUUAUCUCAUGGAGGAAGGCAUUUGCCAAGAGCAGAAGGAGGAUGUAGAAGUUGUGACAAUCAGCGGCUACGAAGAUGUCCCACAAAACAGUGAUGAAAGCCUGGUGAAGGCUUUAGCUCAUCAACCAGUUAGUGUGGCUAUUGAGGCUUCAGGAAGAGACUUCCAGUUCUACAAAGGGGGAGUGUUUAAUGGGAAGUGUGGAACAGAACUAGACCAUGGUGUAGCUGCAGUUGGGUACGGUUCAUCAAAGGGAUCUGACUAUGUUAUUGUGAAGAACUCAUGGGGACCAAGAUGGGGAGAGAAAGGGUUCAUUAGGAUGAAGAGAAACACUGGUAAACCAGAGGGAAUCUGCGGAAUCAACAAGAUGGCUUCAUAUCCUACCAAGACCAACUAAGAGACAUAUAUCUAUUUUCUGCUACUGCUUUCAACGUUUUUCUUU